This is a messenger RNA of Diospyros lotus (date-plum), 3693 nucleotides long. Its product is annotated as plasma membrane ATPase 1. The record is from RefSeq and is a predicted model, not a curated record. The coding region runs from base 742 to 3642 and encodes 966 amino acids. Gene Ontology annotation, cellular component: plasma membrane. The transcript has 22 exons. Gene Ontology annotation, molecular function: ATP binding; P-type proton-exporting transporter activity; ATP hydrolysis activity. Lineage: Eukaryota; Viridiplantae; Streptophyta; Magnoliopsida; Ericales; Ebenaceae. Gene Ontology annotation, biological process: regulation of intracellular pH; proton export across plasma membrane.
AGAAAGAAAAGAACGGUCUUGUUUGGUUCCCACGAAAAUUGAAAGAGAAAUUAAGCACGAGAGAGAGGAAGCCAAUGAGAUUGAGAGCAAUGCUGCAGAGCCAAAACUCGGAUCUUGGAUUUGCCUGUCAAUUUGAUUUUUGAAUAAACGGCCCACAGUUUUUAUUAAUCUUGAGUGCCAACGAAGGAGAUCCAAGUGUGACUACUCCUUUGUGAUCGCAACUUUAACGUCAAAAUCACGCUUGGAAAUGACGGUUUCUGGCUCGGUUUGUUCCUGGAUUUGAUAACAAAUCUAUAGAACUGGAAAGGAGGAGGGUCGGCAACUCGUCGAGUUAAACAAGUAAUAAAAAGUUAAAAUUCAUAUAAUUGGCCCACGCUACGCAAGCGAUAAAAGCUUGAUUAUGUCAUAAUGCCGUCCCGCAAUUUGUUGAAUUCGGAGGCCGUCAAAUGGAGCUAAUCCAACAGACAUUUCGGACCUCUUUGGCCGGCGGACCCCCAAACUCCGCCGUCUUCUUCCACAUGGCCUCUCUCCCUUUCUCUCUAGUUCAAACUGAUGUUGGUUGAUUUCAGCCACAGCAUUGUUAUAUAUGCUACUCCUACUCCUGGUUCCAUUCUCGGCUUAUUACAAGAGCACCCUCCGAAGAAAACCAGCCCCAGGCACCAACAGCUUGGCAAAUAUUCGUAGGGGCUUUAGGGAUUCUUUACAAAAAAACUUGCGAGGUGGAAACUUGAAGCUGUAGAGAUGGAAAUGGAUGACAAGGCAAUUGCUCUCUGUGCUGUUAUCAAGGAAUCUGUUGAUCUGGAGAAUAUACCCCUUGAAGAAGUUUUUGAACAUCUUAGAUGUACAAGAGAGGGUCUGAGCUCUGGUGCCAUUCGAGAUCGAUUGGAACUCUUUGGUUACAACAAACUUGAGGAGAGAAAGGAAAGCAAAAUAGUAAAGUUUUUGGGCUUCAUGUGGAAUCCUCUGUCAUGGGUCAUGGAAGCAGCAGCUAUUAUGGCCAUUGCUCUUGCACAUGGAGGGAAUAAGGGUGCAGAUUACCACGACUUUGUUGGCAUCUUGACCUUGCUCAUUGUCAAUUCCACCAUCAGUUUUAUUGAGGAAAAUAAUGCUGGAAAUGCAGCUGCCGCUCUUAUGGCUCGCUUAGCUCCAAGAGCUAAGGUCUUGCGUGAUGGAAAGUGGAGGGAGGAAGAUGCUUCAUUUUUAGUUCCUGGUGACAUAAUAAGUAUUAGACUUGGUGAUAUUGUACCUGCUGAUGCACGUCUUCUUGAAGGAGAUCCACUAAAAAUUGAUCAGUCUGCCCUUACUGGAGAAUCACUUCCUGUAACCAAGAAUCCUGGUGAUGGAGUUUACUCAGGUUCAACAUGUAAGCAAGGUGAAAUUGAAGCAGUUGUUAUUGCAACAGGAGUCCAUACUUUCUUUGGUAAAGCAGCUCAUCUUGUGGAAAAUACUACACACAUUGGGCAUUUCCAAAAGGUUUUAACAGCAAUUGGAAACUUCUGCAUUUGCUCAAUUGCUGUGGGCAUCAUAAUUGAAAUCAUUGUUAUAUAUGGGAUUCAGAAAAGGGGAUAUCGUGUUGGAGUUGAUAACCUCCUCGUCUUGCUUAUUGGUGGGAUCCCUAUAGCAAUGCCAACUGUUCUUUCUGUUACCAUGGCUAUUGGUUCGCAUCGUUUAUCUCAGCAGGGUGCCAUAACAAAGAGAAUGACUGCAAUUGAGGAAAUGGCGGGGAUGGAUGUGCUUUGCAGUGAUAAAACAGGCACACUAACACUUAACAAGCUCACUGUUGACAAAAAUAUGAUCGAGGUUUUUUCCAAAGGUAUUGACAAGGAGAUGGUUGUACUAAUGGCUGCAAGAGCGUCACGCUUAGAGAAUCAGGACGCAAUUGAUACUGCAAUUGUUUCAAUGUUGACUGACCCUAAGGAGGCACGAGCUGGAAUUAAAGAAGUUCAUUUCCUCCCUUUCAAUCCAACUAACAAGAGGACAGCACUUACAUUCAUAGAUAUGGCUGGUAAAAUGCAUAGAGUGAGCAAAGGUGCACCCGAACAGAUUCUCAAUCUGGCACAUAAUAAAUCAGAAAUUGAGAGGAAGGUGCAUGCCAUGAUUGAAAAAUUUGCGGAGCGUGGACUUCGAUCCCUUGGAGUUGCUUACCAGGAAGUACCCACUGGUAACGAGGAUAGUCCUGGUGGCCCUUGGGAAUUCAUAGGCCUUCUGCCUCUCUUUGAUCCUCCACGUCAUGAUAGUGCUGAAACAAUCAGGAGAGCUCUAGAUCUUGGCGUUAGUGUUAAGAUGAUAACAGGUGACCAACUGGCAAUUGCCAAAGAAACAGGAAGACGGCUUGGGAUGGGAACUAACAUGUACCCGUCUUCAUCUUUGCUUGGCGAUAGCAAGGAUGAGGCAGCUGCAACUCUACCAACUGAUGAACUCAUUGAAAAAGCUGAUGGUUUUGCUGGUGUUUUUCCUGAACAUAAAUAUGAUAUAGUAAGAAGAUUACAAGCCAGAAAACACAUCUGUGGAAUGACUGGUGAUGGAGUAAAUGAUGCACCUGCCUUAAAGAAAGCAGAUAUAGGAAUUGCAGUUGCAGAUUCUACAGAUGCUGCUCGUAGUGCUUCUGAUAUAGUUCUGACUGAACCUGGGUUGAGUGUGAUCAUUAGUGCCGUCUUAACAAGCCGUGCAAUAUUUCAAAGGAUGAAGAACUACACAAUAUAUGCGGUGUCUAUCACUAUUCGUAUUGUGCUGGCAUUUAUGUUGUUGACUGUUUUCUGGAAAUUUGACUUCCCCCCUUUUAUGGUUCUCGUCAUCGCCAUUCUUAAUGAUGGUACUAUAAUGACAAUAUCCAAAGAUAGGGUCAAACCCUCUCCUCUUCCAGAUAGUUGGAAGCUAAGUGAAAUCUUUGCAACUGGGAGUGUCCUUGGUGGUUAUUUGGCUUUAAUGACAGUAGUAUUCUUCUGGUUAUCUUAUGAAACUAAUUUCUUUACGAAACAUUUUCAUGUAAAGAACUUCAAUCAGCACCAGUUUAAUAUGUCAAAUAAGACUGAAGCUGAUCCACUGAAAGAAAGGAUGGCAUCUGCUGUUUAUCUUCAAGUCAGCACCAUCAGCCAGGCCUUGAUUUUUGUGACUCGUUCUAGGGGCUGGUCAUUCAUGGAAAGACCUGGUCUUUUGCUAGUAACAGCCUUCAUCCUGGCUCAAUUGAUUGCAACUGUGAUAUCAGCCACAGUGACCUGGAAAACUGCUGGAAUUAGAAAAAUAGGUUGGGGCUGGACCGGUGUUAUUUGGCUCUACAACACGGUGACUUACUUGCUACUUGACCCUAUAAAAUUUUCGGUCCAAUAUGGACUUAGUGGAAAAGCCUGGGGUCUGGUGGUGGAUAAAAGAACUGCGUUUACGACCCAAAAGGAUUUCGGAAGAGAAGCUCGUGAGGCUGCGUGGGCGGCUGAGCAGCGCACACUGAAUGGCCUGUCGGCAGAGCAUAGGAGGUUCACCGAGCGCCAUGCUUUUAGGGACAUUAAUCUUAUGGCAGAAGAAGCUAGGAGGCGUGCAGAAAUCGCAAGAAUGAGGGAAAUUCACACUCUCGAAGGAAAGGUAGAGUCCUUUGCCAAGAUGAGGGGCUUGGACAUCGAUGCCAUGAACCAGCACUAUACUGUCUGAUCUGCACUCUGCUUAUACACUCCUUUGCUGCUUCUAUUUAUUUCUUUUUUC